Molecule: messenger RNA, 895 nt
Organism: Orycteropus afer afer
Lineage: Eukaryota; Metazoa; Chordata; Mammalia; Tubulidentata; Orycteropodidae
Gene: EFCAB2
Product: EF-hand calcium binding domain 2
Molecular function (GO): calcium ion binding
Source: RefSeq, a predicted model, not a curated record
AUGAACAAUGUUUACUCAGAAGCAAAGAGGAAAAGGCAAGAAGGGCAGGGAGACUGGCUAGAUGGAAAUGGGGUAGGUGGAGUGGAUAUGGUUAAAACUUUGGAAGAUGCAGAGAUGAACAAGACAUGGAUGGCUCCUGCUACCAAGAAAAGGCUUGAUAGUUUUUCCAGCAAGGCAUAUCUUUGCUUAAAAUUUGUAAAAGCUGUUUAUAGUAAAAUAGAAAAUGAUGACAAGACAAAAACCCAUCAAGCUCAUUUUGAAGAGUUAACAGUAGCAGAAUUUCACAAGAAAAUCAAAGAAGCUUUUGAAGUGUUUGACCAUGAGUCUAAUAAUACAGUGGAUGUGAGAGAGAUUGGAACAAUUAUCAGGUCGUUAGGAUGCUGCCCCAGUGAAGGAGAGCUACAUGACCUGAUUGCAGAGGUAGAAGAAGAAGAACCCACUGGAUACAUUCGGUUAGAAAAAUUUCUUCCAGUGAUGACUGAAGUACUAUUGGAAAGAAGAUACAGACCAAUUCCAGAAGAUGUCCUUCUUCAUGCUUUUGAGGUAUUAGAUCCAGCUAAACGUGGGUUUCUCACUAAGGAGGAACUGAUCAAGUAUAUGACUGAAGAAGGUGAGCCUUUUUCUCAAGAGGAAAUGGAAGAAAUGCUGUCUGCUGCAAUUGAUCCAGAAUCAAAUUCAAUUCAUUACAAGGACUAUAUAACAAUGAUGGUGGUAGAUGAAAAUUAAACACUCUGAAGACUUAAUUUCUAAUUCAAAGCACAAUUUUAAAAAUUUGCUUUGUCUUUGUGGGUUUUACAUUUUAUCUUGUAAUUCCUACAUCUGAUAAUUAAUACCUUUCAACAUAAACUAUUUCAAGGUACUUUGUUUUUUAGAAUGAUUAUAACAAUUUAAAGCA